UAUUUGCUGAUGACAGCUCUCUGAACUUACACACAUUGUGAGAGUCCAAGUCUUCCUGAAGGAGACUUGGGAAGUUUGCUUGUUAAACUGGGAUCCAGCUUGUUUUGAGACAGAUAAAGGGGUCCAGAGACGUCAUCCGUCUGAGGAGGAAAGCAGCUUUUGAAUAACCGAAAAAGAGCUGGACGCUGAAAAGGACCCCUCUUCCUUAUGGAUCUGCCAGGCAUGAACCUAGACAUUCCAAACUACCUGGGAAGAGACUGGAGCUAUUUGGAAGUUUAGACAGCCUGGGAAGAAAAGUGGUGAAGUGGGUUGGCUCUGAACACACCCCUUUGCCUUCCCUCUCGAUUUCCUACCACCCCUCCCCCCAAGUGAAAUGUGGGGCUGGCCUUUCUCUGUCUGUAACCCCAUUGGCUGGUGAAGCGGCAAAGGGGGAUUUAAAAAAGGAGAAAGUGCUCCAAGGACUGGAGCCUGUGAGUGCUGAAGGUUUGGUUGCCCCCACUUUGGCUGGCACCAUGAAGUUCCCUCUAGUCCUCUGCCUGGUGUGCCCGCUGGUCCAGGUUGCCUUCCACUCUGUGCGAGGGUGGCAGGCCUUCAAGAAUGAUGCCACGGAAAUCAUCCCUGAGCUCAGUGAGCAACCUGAGCCUCCUCCCGACCUGUCGAACAGCAAUAACAAGACGAUGAACCAGGCGGAAAAUGGAGGGAGAUACCCACACCACCCUUUGGAGCCCAAAGACGCAUCGGACUACAGUUGCAGGGAGCUGCACUUCACCCGCUACAUCACCGACGGGCCCUGUCGCAGCGCCAAGCCAGUCAACGAGCUGGUGUGUUCCGGCCAGUGCGGGCCCGCACACCUGCAGCCCAACGCCAUCGGGCGCAAAUGGCUGUGGCGCCAAAGCGCAGCGGACUACCGCUGUAUCCCAGACCGCUACCGCACGCAGCGGAUCCAGCUGCUGUGCCCGGGUGGCGAGGAACCCCGGACUCACAAGAUCCGCGUGGUGGCCUCCUGCAAAUGUAAGCGCUACACCCGCUUCCACAACCAGUCGGAGCUCAAGGACUUUGGCAAGGAGGCCUCUCGGCCGCCCAAGAACAAGAAGCCCCGGCUGUCCCGUGUCCGGAGCGGCAAGUCCAAACAGCCCGAGCUGGAGAAUGCUUACUAGAACGUCCCUAAACCCUGUCCCAGGCCGCUUCUCCCUCCAAGACCUGCCAGCGCCGAGGUUGCCCCCCGACGGCGUCUGGGUCUUUUUUGUUUUGUUUUGUUUUGCCUGAAGCCCAAGGUAGGGUCUGUCUUCCCCAGAUCUCUGAGCCUGAACCUUCUAGCGAAGCAGACAGAUAGCCGGGCCACUGGGACGGGAGCCAGGUGGCGGGGAGGGGGCCUCCUGGCCUGCUUUUAACUGGCAGUUGGGUCUCUUCUCUUUUUAGGAAGCGGAGGGUAGGGCAAGUAGGAGCUACAGCCACUGAGACACUGCCUCCCCUUCUCCCUCUCUCCCCCAUCCGCCCCAUCACCUCCACACAGGAGUUCACGAAGGAGAGUCCCCAAAGUACCCCCAUCCCUUCCACUCAUUCGUUUUCCCUCCUAGGGUUAAAAGAGCCUUGGGGAAUAUUAAGCCCAGGACUUUUCGACCUCUGGUAUAUUUAUGUCCUACUGAUCAGAAAAGAAAGUGACGUGAGAUUAGUCCUCCUUUGCUUCCUGGUCCCGCUUCUAUUUGAAUACUUUUAAGGUGUAACAUCAGGUUGUCAAAAAGGAAAACUCCGCUUUUAAACUGGAAGGAGAAAUAUUGGACCAGAUGAUUUCGAAGGACAUAACCAGCUCUGCAAAUCUGAGCUAUGAGAUCAUCUCGCCCUCCCACCAAAAGCUAGGUCUGUUUGCUAGUGUUCAAGGCGGGUGGGGAGAUGGGUUUCUUUCACAGCCUGGCUUUCUAGUUCAGUUUUAAGAAAAAUUCCCCCCCACCCCGGGGGUGGUGUGAGGGUUGCAGAGUUAAUAUAGUUUGCAAAGCUUGUGAACUUUCAUUUUCAGCCACUGCUGAAUUGUCUGUAGGGCAAGGAGAUGGGCUACCUCCUCUCACAGAAAGCGAGUAAGAGAUUUAGAGCAAGCCCGGAGGGAGGGUAUUGGAGAGAAAGCAGCUAGAGACAUCCUGGCCCUCCUUCCCCAAAGGACCAUUCCAUCCCUGCCCUAACCCCUUCUUUCUUACUUUAACCGCUGCAAAAUUCUCUACUGACCCAGCGUCCCUCCCUUCCCCCCAGUACCUGGGGUCGGUGCCCGCGGGCACUUUUGGCAGAGGCCAGUGUUGGUUCAUUGUAAAAGAUGAGCCAGUCCAAAGGCCUAGUCCGAGCACAUGUAAUUCACUGGCACAUUCCUAUCCUGAAAAUAGCUUAGCACCAUGCAAUACAUGUGUUGAUGCUCCUUUCAUUAAAAGAUUAUUAUUAGAAAGCAAAAGCAAAAAAAGCAAACAAAAAAUUGCAACUGCUGUACAUAUGCUGAAAAACCACAAAAUGCAGUAACUACAGUCCAAAAAUCUUUCAGUGAAACAUUUCCAGAUACUUCUUACUGUAUAAUUUCUAAAACGUUUUGUUGUGUGUGCGUGGUUUUUUUUUUUUUUUAAGUGUAUUCAAUGUGAAAGCCUGCAGGUCUGGUAGCUUACAUUUGCAGUCCCUUCAGAUAGGACCCUGACGCAGGAAUGAAAGUAAUUGUUUUUAAAAGAAUAAGUUACAUAUUUAUUUUCUUGUUUAAGUUAUUUAUGCAAAAGUAUUUUUCUCAUAGAGAACAAAAAUUAAUAUUGCUUUAUGAAAUAACAGUUUGGUCUCUGAGGAUUUCAAAUGUAUUGUUAAUAAAGCCAACAGAUUAUUAAAGAAAGGA
Monodelphis domestica (gray short-tailed opossum) is the source of this 2854-nucleotide messenger RNA. It is a transcript of the gene SOST, whose product is annotated as sclerostin. Gene Ontology annotation, biological process: negative regulation of Wnt signaling pathway; ossification; negative regulation of BMP signaling pathway. The record is from RefSeq and is a predicted model, not a curated record. NCBI's taxonomy places the organism in Eukaryota, Metazoa, Chordata, Mammalia, Didelphimorphia, Didelphidae. Gene Ontology annotation, molecular function: BMP binding.